Rosa chinensis is the source of this 2908-nucleotide messenger RNA. Its product is annotated as splicing factor U2AF 50 kDa subunit. Gene Ontology annotation, cellular component: U2-type prespliceosome; commitment complex; nuclear speck. The transcript has 10 exons. The record is from RefSeq and is a predicted model, not a curated record. Bases 1481 to 2251 code for a protein of 256 amino acids. Gene Ontology annotation, molecular function: pre-mRNA 3'-splice site binding; poly-pyrimidine tract binding. NCBI's taxonomy places the organism in Eukaryota, Viridiplantae, Streptophyta, Magnoliopsida, Rosales, Rosaceae.
AUCCAGAAUCAAUACCGAUUCCUUUCUUCUCUCAUUCCACUUGUCUCCGAUUCAUGAUUAUUUUCCAUUCCAAGUAAGUAAACGUGCUAUAGUCUCAACCUUAAAUAGCCAUGGCAGCUUCCGCAACCGCGGCUAUCUUCUUCGGCAGCAGUUCCGGUCUAUGCCUCCUCCGCGGAGCAGAGUCCUCCAAGAGAAUAUUGUCUUCCAUGACCCAAGCAGUUUCCGAUAUUGGGUUCCUCACCAAUCAGCUCAGUGGCCUCAAAAUCUCCUAUGACGUGUCGUCUCAGCUCCCCAAGUCCCGUCUUCACUCCUUCCCUCCCUGGCUUUCAGCGCAUUGUUGCUCAAUUUGUCCUUUUACUGGGAAGAAAGCAAACUACGCAAACAAGAUUUCCUUCUCGGCCCACAAGACCAAGAAGUUGCAGUUUGUGAACCUGCCGUACAAGAGGAUUUGGUGGGAAGGCGGGAAGCGCUUUUUGAAGCUGCGCUUGUCGGCCAGAGCAAUCAAGACCAUAGAGGAAAAUGGACUGGAAGCCGUUGCCAAGAAGGCCGGGAUAGAUCUACGCAAGUGUUGAUAACACUUGGUUGGUUCAUUGCGUACAUUCUUUUUCUGAGUAACGUUGUGCUUUUCUCAUUGGCAAUGCACUCAUCUGUUUCUGCCCUUAAUUUUUAUGGCAAACCAGUAUCCUGAGAAAUGGAACGUAUGAGGUACAUUCCAACUUUCUGAUAAUAUUCAGCCACUUUCUUUUCAAGGCCAUUGUUCUUCUAGACUACAGUUUUAGGGUUGUAUUCAAUUUGCAUAAUUAUGCUUAAAAAAAUUGCUGUAGUGAGAAUGUACUCUGGUCUUUAGAUGACAUCUGUACAAGCCUUUUCAAAAAAUUGAACAAUAUUAGCAUAUGCACAUUUUGUGAAAAUGGUAAAGGUUGUUUUACUUCACACAUCUCAGUUUCUGUGAAGGAAUGCUCUAAUCCACUAAUUAAGAAAAAAAUCAAAAUGCAUAGCCAUAAAUGGCUUAACUAACCCCCUUAAUGAUGAGAAAUGCAACUUAACCACCUUAGUAAAUGAACAGAGCUGAAUUCUUCAUGUUAGAAGAACAUUCUUAGCCCAACAGAAGGUUCAUAGGUCUAUUUUGCUGUGAACCACACAAUUACAGGCUGCCUUAGUUUCCUUCUGUUGGUGAUGAUUGUUCUAAGGUUGAACAUUCACAAAAAAGGAAGAAAAUAUUAACAGCUUACUAAUUUUAUGAUAGAAGUCGAACCACAGUAAAUUGGCUUCAAAAAAGGACAGUUUCAUCUACACCCUUCCAAACAGUUGCAAGGUAACAAAAUGAAAGAUCAAGAUAAAAUUGAAUGUUGUGGGAAUGUUCUGUUUUUGUGGUUGGCAUCUGCAGCUAAGGUUAAUCUCAACCACAGGAAUCUUAACUGUGACAAGUGCAGAAUGUUGUGCAAAGAAUGGAUGAUAUUAGCCUUGGGGAAGUCAUAAAAUGAGGGAUGUGCAUCACUGUCAGCGAGUAAAAUUGCUGUUUCGAGCGGGACAUAUCAGUAGGAGUGAAAUACAAAGGUCCUUACAAGGUUUUCAGACAGUUGCUAUUUUCAUCCAGACUGGUGACUCCGAGAAAUCAGUGGCUGCGGCUGAGAGUAUUGAGACAAUAAGUGAUGUUGUGAACGAUUCUCCUAACAAGAUUUUCAUUGGUGGGAUAUCAAAGGCUCUUUCCUCAGAAAUGCUUGUGGAAAUCGUUAGUGUCUUUGGACCUUUGAAGACACACCAUUUUGAGGCCAAUGAGGAACUUAAUGAACCAUGUGCUUUUCUAGAGUAUGUCGACCAGUCAGUUACUCUCAAAGCUUGUGCAGGUCUGAAUGGUAUAAAAUUGGGAGGGAGAGUGCUAACUGUGGUUCAGGCAAUUCGUAGUGGCUCAUCCAUGGUAAAUAGUGGAAAUGCAUCACUCUAUGAGAUCCCAGAACAUGCAAAGCCACUUCUCAAACAACCUUCACAUAUACUGAAGCUUCGAAAUGUGUUCAAUCUGGAGCACAUGUCAUCACUGUCUGAACAAGAGAUUGAAGAAGUUCUGGAAGAUGUGCGAUUAGGAUGUGCCAGGUUUGGCAUGGUUAAAUCUGUAAAGAUUGUCAAGCAUGCAAACAAUCACAUUGUCACCACUAGAGCGUGUGAAGCUGUCAAUGAUGCAGAAUCUGGUGGGCACAGGCAACAUUUGUGUUCUGAAGAAAAAGGGGCAAAAACGGAGACUUUGGACCAAUAACAUAUUGAUAAUGACGGCAAGGAAACUAGUGGAGUGAAGCCUACUGGGGACCAUAAAGAAGAUGAAGUCCCAGAAAGUAAUUGCUUUGGUUAAUUGUAAACCAGCAGAUGAUUUUGUAGAGGACAAGUCAUGUCAAAUGGGCCAAACAGAUAAAGAUAUUGAAAUCCAAGGAAGCAAUGACUCACCUAAUAGGGAUCCCGAAGAACUCAGCAACCUGCCAAACAGCAUGGAAGAUGAGUCAGAGUAUUAUAAUGAUAAAACUACCGAAGUUACAACAGUAGAGAGUUCUAUUCUAGAGGAAGUUGAUGGUAAGAAACAAGAGACUUUUGCUGGAACAGAUGACAAUGUGGGAACAGAAACAGCUCUAUUCUGGCCAAAUUUUUGAACUGAGCGUGUGCUUGCAUGCACUGUUUGGUUGGUUGCUGUGACAGUUUCCUGUAUAUCCAUUUGGAAAAUCAAAAUUAGAGUUUUAUUGAAAUAUUCAGUUUAAUUUAAUCUGAGGCAGACUCUUUUAUUAUUGAAGUCGUUAUUGGAAUAUUCAGUAGGAAAUGAUGUGUGCGCUCUUUUAUUAGUGUUUGGGAAGUAGGAGUACGGCAUAAAAGAACUUUCCCCGAAAUAGGCAAAACUGGACCCCAGUAAUGGACCGUCAUGCUUUUC